This is a messenger RNA of Piliocolobus tephrosceles (Ugandan red Colobus), 5088 nucleotides long. It is a transcript of the gene PCDH15, whose product is annotated as protocadherin related 15. The record is from RefSeq and is a predicted model, not a curated record. The coding region runs from base 1 to 5088 and encodes 1695 amino acids. Gene Ontology annotation, molecular function: calcium ion binding. Lineage: Eukaryota; Metazoa; Chordata; Mammalia; Primates; Cercopithecidae. Gene Ontology annotation, biological process: inner ear development; homophilic cell-cell adhesion; sensory perception of sound. The transcript is spliced from 34 exons. Gene Ontology annotation, cellular component: cell-cell junction; stereocilium; plasma membrane.
AUGUUUCGACAGUUUUAUCUCUGGACGUGUUUAGCUUCAGGGAUCAUCCUGGGCUCUCUCGUUGAAAUCUGCUUGGGCCAGUAUGAUGAUGACUGGCAAUAUGAGGAUUGCAAACUAGCUAGAGGAGGACCUCCAGCUACCAUAGUUGCAAUUGAUGAAGAGAGUCGGAAUGGUACAAUUCUGGUGGACAAUAUGCUGAUCAAAGGGACUGCUGGAGGACCAGACCCCACCAUAGAACUUUCUUUAAAGGACAAUGUGGAUUACUGGGUGUUGAUGGAUCCUGUUAAGCAAAUGCUUUUCCUGAACAGCACCGGGAGAGUUCUGGAUAGAGAUCCACCGAUGAACAUACACUCCAUUGUGGUGCAGGUCCAGUGCAUCAACAAAAAAGUGGGCACGAUUAUCUACCAUGAAGUGCGAAUAGUGGUGAGAGACAGGAAUGACAACUCACCCACUUUCAAGCAUGAAAGCUACUAUGCCACAGUAAAUGAGCUCACUCCAGUUGGUACCACGAUAUUCACAGGAUUUUCAGGAGACAAUGGAGCUACAGAUAUAGAUGAUGGACCAAAUGGACAGAUCGAGUAUGUUAUUCAGUAUAAUCCAGAUGAUCCGACAUCCAAUGACACCUUUGAGAUUCCCCUAAUGUUGACUGGAAAUGUAGUGUUAAGGAAGAGACUCAACUAUGAAGAUAAGACUCGCUACUUUGUCAUAAUCCAAGCUAAUGACCGUGCCCAAAAUCUGAACGAGAGGCGAACCACCACCACUACUCUCACAGUGGAUAUUCUGGAUGGAGAUGACUUAGGUCCAAUGUUUCUUCCUUGUGUCCUUGUGCCAAAAACUCGUGAUUGCCGUCCACUCACUUAUCAAGCUGCCAUACCUGAGUUGAGAACUCCGGAAGAACUGAACCCCCUUGUUGUUACGCCACCAAUCCAAGCCGUAGAUCAGGACCGGAAUAUUCAACCGCCAUCAGAUAGGCCAGGAAUCCUCUAUUCUAUCCUUGUUGGGACUCCUGAGGAUUACCCACGGUUUUUCCAUAUGCAUCCUAGGACAGCAGAACUUAGUCUCCUGGAGCCAGUCAACAGAGACUUUCACCAGAAAUUUGAUUUGGUUAUUAAGGCUGAACAAGACAAUGGUCAUCCUCUUCCUGCCUUUGCCAGUCUACACAUUGAAAUACUGGAUGAAAACAAUCAAAGCCCAUAUUUUACAAUGCCCAGUUACCAAGGCUAUAUCCUGGAAUCUGCCCCAGUGGGAGCAACCAUUUCGGACAGUCUCAAUUUGACCUCACCUUUAAGAAUAGUAGCUCUGGACAAGGACAUAGAAGAUGUUCCACCCAGUGGAGUUCCUACAAAAGACCCAGAGCUUCACCUUUUUCUGAAUGACUACACCUCAGUCUUCACCGUCACACAGACUGGUAUUACUCGUUACCUCACCUUACUUCAACCAGUGGACAGGGAAGAACAGCAAACUUACACCUUUACGAUAACAGCAUUUGAUGGUGUACAAGAAAGUGAGCCAGUCAUCGUCAAUAUUCAAGUGAUGGAUGCAAAUGAUAACACACCAACCUUCCCUGAAAUAUCCUAUGAUGUGUAUGUUUAUACAGAUAUGAGACCUGGGGACAGUGUCAUACAGCUCACUGCAGUCGACGCAGACGAGGGGUCAAAUGGGGAGAUCACAUAUGAAAUCCUUGUUGGGGCUCAGGGAGACUUCAUCAUCAAUAAAACAACAGGACUUAUCACCAUCGCUCCGGGGGUGGAAAUGAUAGUCGGGCGGACUUACGCACUCACCGUCCAAGCAGCGGAUAAUGCUCCUCCUGCAGAGAGAAGAUGGAUCUAUUUUGCAUCCAUGACUUCAACUGCCACAGUAAACGUGGUGGUGACAGAUGUCAAUGACAAUGCUCCAGUGUUUGAUCCUUAUCUGCCAAGAAAUUUAUCUGUGGUGGAGGAAGAAGCCAAUGCCUUUGUGGGUCAAGUAAAAGCAACAGACCCUGAUGCUGGAAUAAAUGGUCAAGUGCACUACAGUUUGGGUAACUUUAAUAAUCUUUUUCGUAUCACAUCCAAUGGGAGCAUUUACACAGCAGUGAAGCUUAAUAGAGAAGUCAGGGACUACUAUGAACUUGUUGUUGUGGCAACAGAUGGAGCAGUACACCCUCGUCAUUCAACUCUAACCCUGGCCAUCAAGGUUUUGGACAUUGAUGAUAAUAGUCCUGUGUUCACCAACUCAACGUACACUGUCCUUGUUGAGGAGAAUCUGCCAGCUGGGACCACCAUUCUUCAAAUAGAGGCCAAAGAUGUCGACCUUGGAGCAAAUGUAUCUUACCGGAUAAGAAGCCCAGAAGUGAAGCAUUUUUUUGCACUACAUCCAUUUACAGGAGAACUAUCCCUUUUAAGGAGUUUAGAUUAUGAGGCAUUUCCAGACCAAGAAGCAAGUACCACUUUUCUGGUAGAGGCCUUUGAUAUUUAUGGAACAAUGCCUCCUGGUAUUGCUACUGUCACAGUGAUUGUAAAGGAUAUGAAUGAUUAUCCUCCUGUCUUUAGUAAACGAAUAUACAAAGGGAUGGUGGCUCCAGAUGCAGUCAAGGGUACACCUAUCACAACAGUUUAUGCUGAAGAUGCAGACCCUCCUGGAUUACCUGCAAGUCGUGUGAGGUAUAGAGUAGAUGAUGUCCAGUUUCCUUACCCUGCCAGUAUUUUUGAUGUGGAAGAAGAUUCUGGAAGAGUAAUAACACGAGUCAAUCUUAAUGAAGAACCUACAACAAUUUUUAAGUUGGUGGUGGUUGCUUUUGAUGAUGGUGAGCCUGUGAUGUCCAGCAGUGCCACAGUGAAGAUUCUUGUCUUACAUCCUGGUGAGAUCCCACGCUUCACACAGGAGGAAUAUAGACCUCCUCCAGUAAGCGAGCUUGCCACCAAAGGAACCAUGGUUGGUGUAAUUUCUGCUGCUGCCAUUAAUCAAAGUAUUGUGUACUCCAUUGUUUCAGGAAAUGAAGAAGAUACAUUUGGAAUUAAUAACAUCACAGGUGUUAUCUAUGUGAAUGGACCUCUGGAUUAUGAGACCAGGACAAGCUAUGUUCUUCGAGUCCAAGCUGAUUCCCUGGAAGUGGUCCUUGCCAAUCUCCGAGUUCCUUCAAAAAGCAAUACGGCUAAAGUAUACAUUGAGAUUCAGGAUGAAAAUAAUCAUCCCCCAGUGUUUCAGAAAAAAUUCUACAUUGGAGGUGUAUCUGAAGAUGCAAGAAUGUUUACUUCUGUACUCAAAGUGAAGGCUACUGAUAAAGAUACGGGCAAUUAUAGUGUCAUGGCCUACAGACUCAUAAUACCACCAAUUAAAGAGGGAAAAGAAGGAUUUGUAGUGGAAACAUAUACAGGGCUUAUCAAAACUGCUAUGCUCUUCCAUAAUAUGAGGAGAUCCUACUUCAAGUUUCAAGUUAUUGCAACUGACGACUAUGGGAAGGGACUGAGUGGCAAAGCCGAUGUACUUGUCUCUGUGGUCAAUCAGCUGGAUAUGCAAGUCAUUGUUUCCAAUGUGCCUCCUACUCUAGUGGAAAAAAAGAUAGAAGAUCUAACAGAGAUCUUGGAUCGCUAUGUUCAGGAACAAAUUCCUGGUGCCAAGGUUGUAGUGGAGUCCAUUGGUGCUCGCCGACAUGGAGAUGCCUUUUCCCUAGAAGAUUACACCAAAUGUGACUUGACUGUCUAUGCAAUCGACCCCCAAACCAACAGAGCCAUCGAUAGAAAUGAGCUUUUUAAAUUUUUGGAUGGCAAACUGCUUGAUAUCAAUAAAGACUUUCAGCCGUAUUAUGGGGAAGGAGGACGCAUUCUGGAGAUCCGGACUCCAGAGGCAGUGACCAGCAUUAAAAAGAGAGGAGAGAGUCUAGGAUACACGGAAGGGGCCUUGUUGGCUCUGGCCUUCAUCAUCAUCCUCUGCUGCAUUCCUGCCAUCUUGGUGGUUUUGGUCAGCUACAGACAGUUUAAAGUACGUCAAGCUGAGUGCACAAAGACUGCACGAAUUCAGGCCGCAUUACCCGCGGCUAAACCAGCAGCGCCGGCUCCGGCACCAGUGGCAGCGCCCCCGCCGCCGCCGCCGCCUCCACCAGGUGCGCAUCUCUAUGAAGAACUUGGAGACAGCUCAAUGCAUAAGUAUGAAAUGCCUCAAUAUGGGAGUCGCCGUCGAUUGUUACCACCAGCUGGACAAGAGGAAUAUGGUGAGGUGGUUGGUGAAGCUGAGGAAGAAUAUGAGGAGGAAGAGGAAGAGCCAAAGAAAAUUAAAAAACCAAAAGUUGAAAUUAGAGAGCCUAGUGAGGAGGAAGAAGUAGUUGUAACUAUCGAAAAACCGCCAGCAGCUGAACCUACAUACACAACAUGGAAGAGAGCCAGGAUAUUCCCCAUGAUUUUUAAGAAAGUUAGAGGAUUAGCUGAUAAAAGAGGAAUCGUUGAACUUGAGGGUGAAGAGUGGCAGAGACGCCUUGAGGAAGACGAUAAAGAUUAUUUGAAACUCACUCUGGACCAAGAGGAAGCAACAGAAAGCACUGUAGAAUCAGAGGAGGAAUCCUCCAGUGACUAUACUGAAUACAGUGAAGAAGAAUCUGAGUUCAGUGAGUCUGAGACUACAGAAGAGGAAUCUGAGUCAGAGACACCCUCUGAGGAGGAGGAGAGUUCUACCCCUGAAUCAGAAGAAUCCGAAUCCACGGCGUCAGAAGGAGAAAAAGCAAGGAAAAACAUUGUGCUUGCAAGAAGAAGGCCCAUUGUUGAGGAGGUCAAGGAAGUCAAGGGUAGGAAAGAGGAGCCACAAGAAGAACAAAAAGAACCUAAGGUGGAAGAAGAAGAACACUCAGAAGAAGAAGAAAGUGGACCCAUCCCUGUGGAAGAAAGUACAGACCUUGAAGCUCAAGAUGUCCCUGAAGAGGGCAGUGCAGAAUCAGCUUCGGUGGAAGGAGGUGUGGAAAGUGAGGAGGAAUCAGAAUCAGGUAGUAGUAGCAGUAGUAGCGAAAGUCAGUCUGGAGGUCCAUGGGGCUAUCAGGUGCCAGCGUAUGACAGAAGCAAGAAUGCAAACCAAAAGAAGUCACCAGGAGCAAACUCUGACGGUUACAACACAGCACUUUAA